CUGUUGGAUCGUGGUGUCCCAAUCGAUGCUGCAGACAACAAAGGAUGGACGGCGCUGAUGCAGGCUUCGUCUGAGGGGCAAACAGAUAUGAUAUCGCUAUUGUUGAGGAAUGGAGCUAGCAUUAAUAAGCAACGGCCUGACGGGACUGCAGCUCUUGCUCUUGCGUGUGAGUUCGGGCACGUGAAUGCCGCACGGACUCUCAUUGCUGGUGGUGCAGAGAUUGAUAUGAAGGAUGCACAGGGGAAUACCCCACUGAUGUUGGCGGCGCUAAAAGGCCACGCCUCUGUGGUGCACGUGCUC
Phytophthora sojae is the source of this 300-nucleotide messenger RNA. RefSeq lists its product as hypothetical. The record is from RefSeq and is a predicted model, not a curated record. NCBI's taxonomy places the organism in Eukaryota, Oomycota, Peronosporomycetes, Peronosporales, Peronosporaceae. Gene Ontology annotation, molecular function: protein binding. The annotation marks the transcript as partial. The transcript has a single exon.